Molecule: messenger RNA, 1781 nt
Organism: Chaetomium fimeti
Lineage: Eukaryota; Fungi; Ascomycota; Sordariomycetes; Sordariales; Chaetomiaceae
Product: putative cystathionine gamma-synthase/beta-lyase
Exons: 4
Coding region: 270-1781 (503 amino acids)
Biological process (GO): transsulfuration
Molecular function (GO): cystathionine gamma-synthase activity; pyridoxal phosphate binding
Source: RefSeq, a predicted model, not a curated record
AAAAUAUGAACCGCAAACGAUCGACGUCAUGGGCAACGUUUCACCAAAUCAACCGCUCAGAGUCUUAGACAGAGUCACACAGUUCUACUCCACGAUCUCGUCGGGAGCCUCUUCGCUGAAAAGACGAGCGCCAUCAUGCAGGCCGUUCUUCCUGCCCUAACCCGACGAUGGCGGUAUAAAAAAGAAGCUUAUCCGCCUUUUGACAGGACAUCUCUGCCGUCACCAACAAUGGGCAGCUUUUCUUAAGUCCAUCUUCCCGCCGUGACUUCAUGAACACAAUGACGACUAUUCCAGUGCCAGAGCAUUUACCUCUAGGAAUCUCGCUGCCCCCAGGAGAUCCCCAUGUAAGUAGCACCAACUUGGGUGUCAGUGUACAUCUGCCGAAAUGGGCUGACACCGUCGGUUGGGCAUCCCGCGAGCCCCGGGUGUUGGACGUAAUGAAGACGGGGUACCCACGCUUCUUCGUCCCGCGCGUGGUACAUCAGUUGGCCAUGCGCCUUCUCGUCGGACAGCAGUCGGACACGGCCUUUGCGAACGACAUUGGAAUACACGGAGACGGCGAAGAGAGACUGGCAACCUUGUUAAACUCAGCCCAGCACGGUCGGGAAUGCCGCAAGGUACUCCCAGAAUGGAGUAAAGAACGAAUGACAAACACGAAAGCGGCACAUAUUGGAGUCUACGCCGUGACCUGGGAUGGCAAAGUCUCGCCUGUACAAGAGGCGGAUAACCCCGACGGAAACGAGCCCACCCGCGAAACCGGCGAAGAGGACAUCAUCCUCGCCACAUAUCCGGCCGAGCUAGCCCUUGAAGCUAAAUCGUUUUGGCAACACACCGCCCGGGCUGCGCUGAAAGACCGAAUCGCCACCGGUCAGUCCUCACCCGCCCACAACCUCCACGUCGCGCCCUCGGACGUCUUCCUCUUCCCGACCGGCAUGUCCGCCAUCGCCGCGAUAGCCACCGCCAUCAAGUCUCUCCGCCCACCCACCCCCGGCUUCCCCGGCAACCCCCUCCUGCAAUCCCCCGACCUGACCCACCUCCACCAGCUCUCCCGCACCCAUAACUUCACCCUCGUCGUCGACGAUACCGUCGGCACGCACGCCUCCACCCCCGUCGGCACGCACGCCUCCACCCCCGUCCUGCGCGCGUGCGACGCAGUCUGUACGAGCCUGACGAAAUUGUUUAGUGGGGCGUGUAAUGUGAUGGGCGGGGCGGUGACGCUGAACCCGGCAUCCGGAGUGUCUGGGGGGUUGAGGGGGGUGUUGGAAGGGGGAAGGGGGGAGGCGGAAGCGGCGUGGUUCUGGGAGGACGUGGUUGUGAUGGAGGGGAAUAGUCGGGAUUUUGGGGCCAGGGUGGAUAGGGCCGGGGGGAAUGCUGAGGUGGUGGUGGGGUUGUUGAGGGGGAGGGGGGCGGUGGUGAGGGAAGUGUAUUACCCGCUGGGCGGGCCGACGCAGGCGUUGUAUGAUGCGUUUCGGGUGGAGGGGGGGAGGUAUGGGUUUCUGGUGUCGGUAAGGUUUUGGGAGAAGGCGCAGGCCGUGGCGUUUUAUGACGCGUUGGAUGUGGCCAAGGGGCCGAGCUUGGGGACCAACUUUACGCUAUGCUGUGCCUACACGCUGCUGGCGCACUACAGCGAGUUGGAGUGGGCGGCUGGGUAUGGGGUGGUGGAGGACUUGGUCAGGAUAAGUGUCGGGUUGGAGGACAGGGCGUGGUUGGAGGAGCGGGUUGCGAGAGCGUUAAGAGCGGCGGAGGGGGUGACGGCAGUUGAGGAUAAGGGCAAGCCCUAA